Messenger RNA from Serpula lacrymans var. lacrymans S7.9, 1206 nucleotides. RefSeq lists its product as uncharacterized. The record is from RefSeq and is a predicted model, not a curated record. The coding region runs from base 1 to 1206 and encodes 401 amino acids. The transcript is spliced from 2 exons. Lineage: Eukaryota; Fungi; Basidiomycota; Agaricomycetes; Boletales; Serpulaceae. Gene Ontology annotation, molecular function: protein binding.
AUGAAUAGCGAUGCGACCGAGGCUGCCCUUGGUCUCUUGGGUCUAUCUCCUCUCAACGCACCCCCUCCUGCCAUCGUCCCUUUGAAACGAAAACAAAGCACAACCUCCCUGACAGUCCCAGACGAAUCUCAUUCUGCAAGCUCAGACGCUAUCAGCUGUAUUUGUGGUUUUUCCUAUGAUGAUGGCUUCUCUAUUGCUUGCGACGACUGCUCAAGAUGGUGUCACGCUGCUUGUUUUGAUAUCGUCGAGGGCGGGGUACCAGAGGAGUGGCGAUGUUGGGUCUGCAUUCCACGGCCUGUCGACAGAGAGAAGGCUGUAAAGCUGCAGAAGGCUAGGCAGAAGCAGGCUCUUGAGAGGAAGCAGCGCAGAGCCAGUGCAGCAGCAAUAGAGGGUAGCAACUCCAAAAGAAAACGCAGGUCCUCCAUCAACGUCCAUCAACCCACAGAAGACGAACAUGUCGACAUCGGCGAACCCUGGGCUUUGAGCUACGUACCUAUCACCAAAGACAUCAUCCCACAUCAAGAAACCCACGCUAAACUACGUAGACAAGCCCAACACUGGAGAGGUGUUACUGCUUUGGAAUCAAAUGCGUCGCUUUCACCUCACGACACAACACCAAUCCGUUUGUCUGAAAGUCCUUUACCACAACCCUCCCAGACCGCGAUACAACCCCUCCCAACUUCGUCCUAUUCUCAUCCAACACUUUCGCCCAACACUAAUCCUUCUGUUAGGCCACCCUCUUAUGCUUUGCAUACUACCAUGCCGAUCUCGUCUGCACAUCUCAUUGCCCCCUUUACAUCGACUAUAAUACCUUCAGCUGCUUACCUCGCUGACCCUUUGAACGCCUACGCUCAUCUUGGCAUGCCCAAACCCUUUGUACAUCUACUUGGCCCUCCGUUAGACGUUACUCUUGACUCCCGGAUAACCGGAGACAAGUCCAGAUUUGUGCGGAGCGGAUGUAGACCAAAUGCUGUGCUUCGGCCGGUACUAUGCCCACAAGCAAAAGACGACAAAGCUCGCACCGAACUUCGCCAGGAAGUCAAGGGUGAUGAACGACCGAUGGACGAAGAAACUUUGACUUUUGGCGUCUUCGCGUUGAGGGAUCUCAAGGCUAAUGAAGAAGUAGUUUUAGGUUGGGAAUGGGAUGACGGUAACGCCGUUCAUAGUUUGCCAGCUCUCAUAGAGAGUCCGCAUAUGUUCCCGUAA